CGAGCCAAGCACCAUCGGCCGACGCCACCGCCGCGCCACCACCCGCGCCGCCACCGCCCUAUAUACACCGCCGCCGCAGCCGCCCUCCGUUACGCCGCCGCGACUUUUACCGGCCCGACGAGUUAAGCUCCGAGUCCCGGGGCAUAAGCCAAACGCGAACCGGAUACGUCACUCGUACAUAAUACACGCAACAAUCCGAUUAUUUUACGCGCGCGCCGCUCACGAUAUUUUUUACGUUUUUUGAGUUUUUGUUGUUUUACCUAUCUUCGCGUCUUCUCAUCGGUUUUCCUGGAUUUAAAGAACCGUGAUUUCCGAUUUAAUGUAUAAUAUUAUACACUUAUCUACCGUACAACCCACGCGCUACUUCGGCAGUGUAUGAUACAUACAAUAAAUUGGAAACCUUUACGUAUUUUUUAAAGGUGCCAGUUUUCCAUAUUUUUUACGAACUCGUUUGUUGCACAUAAUAUCUUAUAAUAAAUUAUCGUAUUUACAUUUCAAUAUUAUAUUAUUAUAUCGUUCCGAUCACGAUAUUUGUAUAUAUUAUUAAAUAAGAUUUAAAAUGAACCUAACCACAACUGAUUCAGAUCGGUCAUUUAUUUCAAUACAACAAUCUGCACAACCCAUUUUCUCAUUAUCUGAUCCAAGAAUGGGUAGUAUUCAUUUAAAUGCUGAAAGUGAAAAUCGAGACGCAGACUCAAGUUAUUCCAUGAGGGAUAGGCCGUUGUCGCUCUGCAUGUCGGCUGCUUGUGCCGCCCAACAGGUACCGGUGUCCUCGUCGAGAACGCCUCCGACUUCGGUCCCCCCAUCCUCGGGACAUUACUCGGUGGCAACCGGUGGCCAAGCUAUAGCUAAGACCAAGACACUGGGACUAACUUGCGUCGUGUGCGGCGACACGUCGAGCGGAAAGCAUUAUGGCAUAUUGGCAUGCAACGGUUGCAGCGGGUUCUUUAAGAGGAGCGUACGCCGCAAACUCAUCUACAGAUGUCAAGCGGGAACCGGAAGUUGCGUAGUAGACAAGGCGCACCGUAACCAAUGUCAGGCGUGCAGACUGAAGAAAUGCCUCAAUAUGGGCAUGAAUAAGGACGCUGUCCAAAAUGAACGUCAACCAAGAAACACAGCAACCAUACGUCCAGAAAAUCUAGCUGAUAUGGACCACGAACGAGUGAUUCGGGAAGCAGCUGUGGCGGUUGGAGUGUUUGGGCCAUGUCUUUACAGACCUCCGGUUUCAGUGGCGUUGGCAUUAUCUCCUCUAAGAUAUCAUCCCAACGGACCAAUGGCACCGCCAAGCAUACAGCAACGGCCUGCAGAACCGUCGCCGACUGCAUCUUCAUCGCCGAAACAAGAAUCCCACCACGAUGACCAAGACGAUGACGACAGUAUAGACGUGACCAACGAAGAACCGGAUACGUCCGACAACAAAAGGGCGUCGUCUUCGCCACCGGCGGUUCCGAUACCACUUACCCAACACCAUUCGAUGUACGAUCAUCAUCCGUCAUUCUAUCCUGGCCUACACGAGAACGUUUAUGAGACGUCCGCCCGUUUGCUUUUCAUGGCCGUCAAAUGGGCGAAAAACUUGCCGUCUUUUGCGUCUCUUCCGUUUAGAGACCAGGUGAUACUCUUAGAGGAAUGUUGGUCGGAAUUGUUCCUGUUGAACGCGGUCCAGUGGUGUUUACCACUAGAAAACAACCCGCUUUUCAACCCUUCGGAUCAUGUGGCGGCCAUACCAAACGGCAAAGCCAGCCAAGUGGCAGCCGACAUACGCGUACUCAAUGAAACCCUACGACGAUUCAGAACCAUCAGUGUCGACCCAGCCGAAUUUGCUUGCAUGAAGGCUAUUGUUUUAUUUAGAGCCGACACACGGGGAUUGAAAGAUCCAAUACAAGUGGAGAACCUGCAGGACCAGGCACACGUCAUGCUCGGUCAACACACCAGGAACCAGCAUCCCGGUCAGCCGGUCCGGUUCGGGCGGCUGCUAUUGAUGUUGCCAUUGUUAAAAAAUGUACCGGCCGCCCGAAUCGAGGCCAUAUUUUUUCAGCGGACUAUCGGCAACAUACCGAUGGAAAAAGUCUUGUGCGAUAUGUACAAGAACUAAUGACUUAGCUGACAACGAAUAAUAAUAAUAAUAAUAAUAAUAAUAGUCCAACACUCGUGAUAUAAUAAUGUAUUCCUAAUGACUAAUGCAGUAACCUACCUACGUCAUACACCGCGUUAUCACGUAUAACUUAUAACUUAUAAGGAAUAACCUAACCGGUAUAGGUACUUAUUUAUUAAUACAGUGGCUUUCAUAAUAUAGAUGAAACUACGUAUAUAUAUCUACACCUAUAUUAUACUAUAUUACUAUUAAACUACUACCUAUCACCUAUGUAUGAAAUAUGAACCUAUUGUGAUAUAUUUCGUGGGACUGCUAGACCUCUUGUAUAAAAUAUAAAUUUACCUUAUGGGAACUUUGUAAGAGGAAUAUGCUUGGUUUGGUCAUCUCUCGGCACACUCAUAUUGUUACGCUCUAUCGUGUAUUCGUGUCCAAACCAAUUCAACAUGAAAUAGGUAACGUACCUAGUGGCUAAUAAUAAUUAUAUCUACUCGUACUUAAUAUAAACAUGUGUUUAGGUUUCAAAAAUUAAUUUUUAUUUUAUUUAAUACAAACUCAUUGUGAACGUUUAAAUUUUAGUGAUAAUUUCCACUUAGCCAUGGAUAUAUAUCGUCAGUAGCGUACUUAGACUUGAAUUUUAGGGAGGGAGUUAAUUUUUAAAUAAACAAUUUGAAUGACCAAAAUAUAUUAUUAGAUUUUUCAUAAAAAACUAAUUUUUUUUAAAAAUCUCGAGUCUAAUACUGUCUAGCGAGACAAUUUACGAUUUAAGUUCCUGUAUAGCUUGAUAAUAAUAAUAUUUAUAUUACGAGAUAAUAAGUCGUAUAGUUAUAUACCAAUCACGGUCUUAGAAAACUUUCCGUAAUGCCAAUAAUAAUAAAACUAGUUUUUUUUAUCUCUGAACGUUAAAAAUGUGAAAUAGUUGAAGUUCGUAGUUACUUGGUAUGAACUAUUUCUAACGUCUGCUCAUUAUAUUUAAAAUUAAGUUGUAAAUAAAUUACAUGAAUAAUAAAAUUAAUUGUAUUUGUUGCAUCCUUUAGAUCAUUAUAAUUAUAGCAGAUCACACGUUAGACCAUAACUUACUAAUUAUGAUAUAUCUAUUGUUGUUGGAACGAAUAAUCACUUGCGUAUUUAGUGGUGUAGCCGAGAGAGCAGCCUUCUAGAAAAAUUUAAAAAUGCUUUCAUUUUUCUAUGAACGUAUUACUUAACUAUUUAUAAGACUUGGCCACACAUAGAAAUUUUAAUUUCUAUGAUGAUUGAUGGAUGAUUGCUGUAAAUAACUUUGAACCAUUAUACAUAUAUCACUGCGGUUCUUUUUAAAUUCAACCACCAAAAAUUUUAAAAAUGUUCAUUUAGAGUACCUAGUAGACAAUGUCGGACUGGACAACCUUUUUAAUAAAAAAAAAUUUACGUCAUUAUUUAUUACUAUUUCUAGUUUAGUUGCUUUAAUUAGGUUAUAAUUUAACCUAAAUAAUCACGAAAAUAUAAGUAUGCACAAAAGUAAAAUCGAAUAUUUAUAAUUAUUUACUAUGUAAAUUUGUUAUUUUUAUAAUUAUUUUAAUGAUUAUGGUUUAAAUACUUGUAUGAAAAUGUCGGUAUUAUUUUGAAUUAACAAUAGGGCGUUAAUAUCACAUGUGACCUUUUAAGAACCACUGGUAAACCAAAUUGUGAAAAAUAAUCAACCUCCCUAUACAUACAAACAACCACUAAAAUCGCAAAUCUUGGCAAUGGCACAGCAAGGUAUCAUACCUACCUACUUACUUCCCAUUUAACAAUGAAGACAUGACUUUUUACUAUUUUUCUGUUUUUUUCACGUGAUGUUAACAAUGAACAUGUCGUAUGAUAAAUAAGUAGGGACGCAUUUUACAUGCACAUGUAGCACGAUUACGUAAUUAACGAAUAGCGAUAUAGUAUGGUAUAAAAUAGAAUAAUAGAUGACAAAAUAUGCUAAACAUAAAUAAAAUCUGUAGCUCAUCAAGUCUAAAACUACUGGUUUUAGAUCAUUUGGUAAUUUAGUAAACACAAACUACUUAAUCCAAAUUAUUAUUACUCAUUAUUUGACUACAGUAUUAUAUUAUGGUACAAUAUUAUUAGUUGGUUAAUGGUUAUUAAAAAAAAAAAUUAGUAAAAGUAUUCAAUCGUAUACAAUGUUCACUAUAGAUAGGGUUGGGUAAGAUACUCAAAAAAUAGUAGAUACAACAUAGUAGAUAGGUACAUGAAGUAUGAACCAAAGAUACCUGCAUGGUGCAUGAUACUUUUAUAUUUCCAAUUAAAUUGUAUUAAAUAUUAAACUGUCUAUACAUAAAUACAUACAGUUAUAAUUAAUAAAAAUAAUAGUUAAAAGUACCUAAAAAAUAAUAUUAAUAGUUCAAUUCAAUAAACAUAAAUUUAUAUUUUUAUAAAUAAUACAUUACUAUAAUACAUAGUUCACCAUUACAUUUUAGUUUUUAUGGGUAUAAAUUUUACACUUAUUUCUAAGUAAUGAAUUCAUAUUUUAUGAGAACAAAAAUUCCAUUUUAAUGCUUAUCUGUAUGACUGUAGAUAGGUAUACGGACACCUUAAUUUAAUUUUAUGUUUUUUAAAUUACCUUACAAGUUAUAAUAUUGUAUGGUAAUUUUUUUCAUUAUCAUUAAUUGUGGCUUGACACACACACAAAAUUACCAUAAUUGUUAUGUUUAUUUUAAGUUUUGAGUAUUUAUCCUGCAAAUAUAAUUCAAAUUGUUUGGUACUAUUUAGUAGAAAUGUUUACAAUAAUAGUAUUUUGUAUCUUUUUGAAAAAUAAAAUACAAGAUACAAUUGCAUCUUUGAUACUGCCCAACCCUGACUAUAGAUCCUCUAUCGAUAGAUAAAGACAAGUGUACAACUGUAAUGUCACAAUAAUGAUCAAUAUAUCACGUUUUUUUUAAUGCUAUAAAAUUAUAAACUAUACCCGAUGUUAAUUUUUUUUUAACCAGUAAUUACAACUUUAUGUUAACUGAUUUGACUUUACUUAAUUUAAGCUCACAGAGUCACAUUCUUUAAUAUCUAUAUUAAGUAUAAUUACUAAGCACCAACAGCUUUUUUUGUCAUGGUGUGUAUUUAAAUUCCGAUUUGUUUCUAGAACUAUAAUAUAGUAAAUAGUUAUCACAUUAUUAAAAUGUCUAACUCAUUGUAUUUAUGUUGUAAGUAUUACAACAUUUUUGUUUUCAGACACAUUUCAAUUAAGCUAUAAAAAAAAAUUUAUAAUUUGUUUAAUAUAUCUUUGUAUAUAUGUAUAUACAGGUAUAUACAUGUAUUAAUUGUAUAUUAUAAAAUCAAUAAUAUUAAUAUAUUACCUAUUAUAUUAUUAUUAAGCUCUGUUGUUAUUGUUGUUGUUAUUGUUGUUGCUGUUGCCAUUGCUAUGUUUGAUGUAUUUAAUUAUUUUAUGCUUAAAAUAAUUAACAUAUUACCAUA
Messenger RNA from Rhopalosiphum padi (bird cherry-oat aphid), 5518 nucleotides. Its product is annotated as photoreceptor-specific nuclear receptor-like. The transcript has 9 exons. Gene Ontology annotation, molecular function: zinc ion binding; nuclear receptor activity; RNA polymerase II cis-regulatory region sequence-specific DNA binding. The record is from RefSeq and is a predicted model, not a curated record. Gene Ontology annotation, biological process: positive regulation of transcription by RNA polymerase II; cell differentiation; anatomical structure development. Lineage: Eukaryota; Metazoa; Arthropoda; Insecta; Hemiptera; Aphididae. The coding region runs from base 560 to 2092 and encodes 510 amino acids.